UUUUAAAGCGUCUAUCAAAACAACACCGCACCGAAGUUGUAACGCGACAAAAGCGCAUUUCCCCAAUUCGCUCUCACUGGUAUUAAUAGACAAAGACAAUUUGUGCUCACCAUGACAGCGUAGCGUUAACGGAUGGCAGAUGCGGAGGGCGACUUGCUGGUCUUGCUGCUGGACCUGGUGCUCCUACGCCCGGACAAUCCAUCAGCAGCAUACUUGGAUGCGACGCCCGCUGAGAUCUUGUCUCAGCUUCUCGCUUUCACAAAUGCCUACACGAUGAUGAGCAGCCAUAACCUGCUGGCGGUAUUUGCUGGACAGCACGACAUGUGCCACCUGGUUCAUCUGGGUCUGGUUGAGGAGGCGGCCGUCAGCUCCUCCUCCGUCUUCCCGGCCGCCAGCCUGCACGCCAAGCUGGGGGAACUAGUGGAGCGCUGCGGCAGGGCUGAGGCGCAGGUCGGCGCCCAGGCCCAGCCCGCCGCCUCCACGCCCGCCCCCAGCUUCGCUCUCUCCGGCUCCCUCUCCCGCGCGCUCUGCCUCAUCCACCGCCUGCAACAGCAGCUCUUGGCGCAGCGCGGCGGCAGGGGGCAGCGCGGCCGCCCGCGCAUCCUGUGCCUGCUAGGCUGCCCGGACACCUCCAUGCAGUACAUUCCGGUCAUGAAUGCCAUCUUCUCCGCGCAGCGCGCCCAGGUGGUCAUCGACGCCGUGGUGCUUGCUGCGGAGGAUUCCAGCUUCAUGCAGCAGGCGGCGCACCUGACGGGGGGGCUUUAUUUCCGGCCGUCCAGUUCGCGGGGACUGCUGGGCUGUCUGAUGAACCACUUUGUGUGUGACACGGCGACGCGCGGGCAGCUGGAUGUGACGCAGGCGCUGGGGGUGGAUUUCCGGGCGUCGUGCUUUUGUCACAAGUAUGUGAUUGAGACGGGGUUCGUGUGUUCGGUGUGUCUGUCGAUCUUCUGUCAGCCGUCCAGGGAGUGCUCCACGUGUGGGACGCAGUUCGCG
Astrephomene gubernaculifera is the source of this 993-nucleotide messenger RNA. The record is from the annotation of a GenBank genome assembly. NCBI's taxonomy places the organism in Eukaryota, Viridiplantae, Chlorophyta, Chlorophyceae, Chlamydomonadales, Astrephomenaceae.